Molecule: messenger RNA, 1047 nt
Organism: Dovyalis caffra
Lineage: Eukaryota; Viridiplantae; Streptophyta; Magnoliopsida; Malpighiales; Salicaceae
Source: the annotation of a GenBank genome assembly
AUGGCGAAGAGUAUUUUGGUUACCGGCGGUGCCGGCUACAUAGGAAGCCACACGGUGCUGCAACUUUUAUUAGGCGGUUACAACACCGUGGUUGUUGAUAAUCUCGAUAACUCCUCUGAUAUUGCUCUUGAAAGAGUUAAAGAACUCGCCGGUGAUUUCGGCAAAAACCUCGUCUUUCACCAGGUUGAUCUCCGGGACAAACCAGCUAUGGAAAAAAUUUUCGCUGAGACAAAAUUUGAUGCUGUCAUUCACUUUGCUGGGCUAAAAGCAGUUGGUGAGAGUGUGCAGAAACCAUUGCUUUACUUUAACAACAAUCUCAUUGGAACAAUUACUCUGCUAGAAGUUAUGGGUGCCCAUGGAUGCAAGCAGUUGGUGUUUUCGUCUUCAGCUACUGUUUAUGGUUGGCCAAAGGAGGUUCCAUGUACAGAAGAGUUCCCUUUGUCUGCUGCUAACCCAUAUGGAAGAACCAAGCUUUUCAUUGAAGAGAUCUGCCGUGAUAUCUACCAUUCAGAUUCUGAAUGGAAGAUCAUAUUGCUCAGAUACUUUAAUCCAGUUGGUGCACAUUCGAGUGGCUAUAUUGGUGAGGAUCCUCGUGGAAUUCCAAACAAUCUCAUGCCCUAUGUGCAGCAAGUUGCUGUUGGCAGGCGGCCUCAUCUAACAGUUUUUGGAACUGAUUAUUCAACUAAAGAUGGUACUGGGGUACGUGAUUACAUUCAUGUUGUUGAUUUAGCGGAUGGGCACAUUGCUGCGUUGCGUAAGCUCUCUGAUGCUAAGAUAGGUUGUGAAGUGUACAACUUGGGAACUGGAAGAGGUACAUCAGUUCUGGAGAUGGUUGCGGCAUUUGAAAAAGCAUCUGGAAAGAAAAUUCCUCUAGUAAUGGCUGCACGGCGGCCUGGUGAUGCCGAAACUGUGUAUGCAGCAACAGAGAAGGCAGAACGUGAAUUGAAUUGGAAGGCAAAAUAUGGCAUUGAUGAGAUGUGUAGGGAUCAAUGGAAAUGGGCCAGCAAGAACCCUUAUGGCUAUGGAUCUCCUGACGGCACUAACUGA